GUUGGACUACGGGUAUCCCCAUUCUCCUCAUUUUUGAUCUCUCAAGCAUGCCUGCUGCGAGCUUAGAGAGAAAGGAAGCUGUUGACAAAAUUGUUGCACCUCCCCACAUCCGCAGUACUUUUCUGGAAGGCGCAGUAUCAGCCAUUUCUCUGGCCGCCUACGUAGGCCCUUUUGCGCAUGAGGCCUUGAGCUGCGGUGAUUGGGCAGACCUGUCUUCCUAGCUCCUUGUCAAGUUCUGCUGCAUUUGAAGAACCACCGGGUUCCAGUGCUGACGAUAUGGUACUAAGUUGAUCAGCAAAUGCGAUUCUAGGAUCUAAGAGUGCAGUAGCACCACCAGCUAUGGAGGCCAGGAACCGACCAGCGGUGGUUAUUGACAAUGGAACAGGGUACACAAAGAUGGGGUUCGCAGGCAACGUGGAGCCGGCCUUUAUAAUUCCAACAGUUGUGGCCACUAAUGAGACAUACGUUAAGUCGGGGGGAAGUGUGACGUCAGCGCAGCACAGCGCUGGCGUCAUGGCGGAUCUGGACUUCUACAUCGGUGAUGAGGCAACGCCCCGAGCGAGCUCGUAUAACAUAAACUACCCCAUCAGGCAUGGGCAGGUAGACAACUGGGACUCCAUGGAGCGCUUCUGGCAGCAGUGCAUCUUCAACUACCUGCGCUGCGACCCGGAAGACCACUUCUUCUUACUGACCGAAAGCCCGCUUACCCCCCCCGAAAACCGAGAAUACAUGGCCGAGAUCAUGUUCGAAACGUUCAACGUGCCGGGACUGUACAUAGCAGUGCAAGCAGUGCUGGCGCUAGCGGCCAGCGACACGAGCGGAAAGAUGGAGCUAACGGGUACGGUCAUCGACAGCGGCGAUGGCGUCACCCACGUGGUUCCGGUGGUGGAUGGGUACGUCAUCGGCAGCAGCAUCAAGUCAAUACCAAUUGCCGGAAGAGACCUGACGAACUUCGUACAACAACUGAUGCGCGAUCGAGGGGAGCCAGUUCCGCCGGAGGACUCUUUGGACGCAGCUCGACGAAUAAAAGAACUGUACUCGUACACGUGUGCAGACAUCGUGAAGGAGUACGUGAAACACGACAAGGAGCCUUCCAAGUAUAUAAAGCAAUGGACGGGGCUCAACAGCCGGACGCGGCAGCCGUACUCUGUGGACGUGGGCUACGAGCGGUUCCUGGCUCCCGAGCUCUACUUCGCCCCUGAGAUCUACAGCAGUGACUUCAGUACGCCGCUGCCAGAGGUUGUCGACAAAUGCAUACAGAGCAGUCCGAUUGACACGCGGCGAGCGCUCUACAACAACAUUGUGCUUUCCGGCGGCUCCACCCUCUUCAAGGACUUCCAACGGCGACUUCAGCGCGACAUCAAGAAACUUGUGGACACGCGGAUUGCCGCUUCCGAGUCGCUUUCGAGAAAGGAUGCCACCUUCAAGACUCAGGCGGUGGACGUAAACGUUGUGAGCCACCCGAUGCAACGGUUUGCGGCCUGGUUUGGGGGCAGCGUUAUGGCGUCCCUACCAGAUUUUUACACCUCCUGCCAUACAAGAGCUGAGUACGAAGAGAUUGGCCCCAGCAUCUGCCGUUCGAACCGAGUGUUUAAGGGGCUCACGUGAAAGGAGUGGGACGUCGUUUUCCAGCCAAGUUAACCACCUUGAGGCCAAUGAUUACACAACAGACGUACAGCCGAUGACCGUGACCCGAUGACCCCUGGCGCAUGACCGAGAUGCAUUCGUGAUUUUCGAUUGCCAUGUACGCUGUUGAUGUCGUCCAUCCACGUUGGGACAUGGCCUUGAGUUUUUCCUUACCGCGUUCUCAGCCUA
This is a messenger RNA of Klebsormidium nitens, 1815 nucleotides long. The record is from the annotation of a GenBank genome assembly. Lineage: Eukaryota; Viridiplantae; Streptophyta; Klebsormidiophyceae; Klebsormidiales; Klebsormidiaceae.